Nicotiana attenuata is the source of this 799-nucleotide messenger RNA. Its product is annotated as 3-oxoacyl-[acyl-carrier-protein] reductase FabG-like. NCBI's taxonomy places the organism in Eukaryota, Viridiplantae, Streptophyta, Magnoliopsida, Solanales, Solanaceae. The coding region runs from base 131 to 799 and encodes 222 amino acids. The transcript has a single exon. The record is from RefSeq and is a predicted model, not a curated record.
AACUAUGAAAAUGCCUAUUUUAUAUAACAACCAACUUGUGUGAUGGAUAUGUUAUAUCUAAUGGGUACUCCCCUCAGCUCUUUUAUAAAAGGCACGUAUCCAUAACUCUCUGCAGUUGCAUACCUAAACAAUGGAGCCAUGGAAAGAACUGAGCGGAAAAGUAGUGAUGGUGACAGGGGCGUCGUCAGGAAUUGGACGUGAGUUCAGUCUCGACCUGGCGAAAUCUGGUUGCAGGAUCAUUGCUGCCGCUCGUCGUGUUGACAGACUGAAAUCACUCUGUGACGAGAUUAAUUCAGAGGGCCCCCGGCGUGCAAUCGCCGUCGAGCUUGAUGUCACCGCCAAUGGUGCUACCAUUGAGGCCGCUGUACAAAUAGCUUGGGAUGCAUUCGGACGUAUCGAUGCCUUGGUUAACAAUGCUGGCCUUAGAGGUAAUCAAAUAGCAGGAAAUUUUAUUUUGACAGCGGCAAUAUACAUAUAUAUAGGUAAUGUGCACUCUUCACUGGAGUUGCCAGAGGAGGAAUGGAACCAUAUAUUUAAGACAAACCUAAGAGGGGCAUGGUUGGUGUCAAAAUAUGUGUGUAGACGCAUUCGCGAUGCUAAACAGGGCGGAGGAUCUGUUAUUAAUAUAUCCUCAAUUCUUGGUCUUAAUCGUGCACCAUUUCCAGGUAGUCUUGCUUACGCUUCUUCGAAGAUGGCUCUUGACAUGGUCUCUAAGGUAUAUACUCCCUUUGUUCCUCUUUAUCUAAUAAAGUUUGAAUACGCGCGGAAUUUAGGGGGGGGGGGGGGGGAAAGCUUUUGA